Eruca vesicaria subsp. sativa (arugula) is the source of this 1252-nucleotide messenger RNA. Lineage: Eukaryota; Viridiplantae; Streptophyta; Magnoliopsida; Brassicales; Brassicaceae. The record is from the annotation of a GenBank genome assembly.
GUAUUUGGUUCUGAAGAUUGAAUGAGUUAUAUUUGAAAACUCUAAUAUGAGUUUUGCAGGUGGGAGAGAUGGAUCCAAAGGUUUCAUGAAGAGAGUUACAUCAACUUUCUCCAUCAAGAAAAACAACAAGAACACAACCAAUGAUCCCAAACCACUUCUUCCUCGGUCCAGAUCAACUGGUGCCAGCUAUGAAUCCAAGAAGCUGCAUCAAGGGAAAAGGGAUCUUCCAGAUAUUAUAACAAACACGAAGAGAACCAAAUCUGCUGGUGUCUCUCCUCAACCAAGGCGUCAAAAGAUAGAUGAAUCCAGGAAACAGUUCACCAAGCGAAGAUGUUUUGAUGACAUCGAUUCCGUUUACUUGUCUUCGGAUUGCGCUUCUUCUAGCUCUCUUCCAGGGAAACACAGAGUCUCUGUCUCCUUUCACUUCUCACUCGAUGAUAAGAUUGUUUCUUGGUUAGCAAAUGUCGCCAAGAAUCAAGAAGACACCAAAUAUGAUCAUCAGAGAAGUUCAAAGAAGGCAAAAUGUUCUUCAGAGAAGAACAACAAGACUUGUGAAGAGUCAUAUGAGAGUCCUGAGUUGACUUUACAGAGUCAUGACGAAAAGAAAGUUAGCUUCUCUUUAGAAUCAGAGAUGUCUAUGGAGGAAGAAGUUGCAGAGAUUGUGGAUUCCAAGAGCAAGACUGUUACGGAGCCACUUUUCUGGCCGUUUGAGCAGAAGUUUGAUUGGACACCAGAUGAUAUAUUGAAGCAUUUCUCCAUAUCUCCUCGGAGGAAAAAGUCAAUAGGAAGUAAAACUUCUGGUACCUCUCCGAGAUCAAUGAGGGCACAGCUUCAGACAAGAAAGCUGGUUCUCAAAGAAGGGUGUAAGAGAAAGCUCAUGUUCAAUGGUCCUGGAACAAGUCCAAAACAAGCACGAACCAUCGGUAAUAAGAAAACCAAGAUCAGCAGCAAGAACCAACAACAACAACAACAACCCAUCAUGAAGAGUUUGAAGAGGAACAAAAGUUUGCCAGCGAGUUUGAAAACCUCGAGAGAGGAGGUACCUGUUCAAGCUGCAGAGGAGAGUGUGGAGAUAUGCAAGAAAACACCUAAGAAGCUUAUCAUGACCCGAAGGUCCAGGACUUUCGUAGAAGAUGACUUUGCUUUGAUGAAUGAUUUCUCUAUUGAAAAUGCAGUGGGGCUUUGUGAGUUCAGGGGAAGAGAAGGCAUUGAUUCAGACUUCAACACUGAUGGUUUCAUGUUUGAAGAUUAA